AGCCAUACGUUAAAAUAGUUAUACGCCAAAAUGGUUCACACCAAGAUGUCCUUGAUACCGGCAACAAUUAUCGCGCAUAUCACACACGCCCAACAGUUUCCGUCUUCAGUCGCACAGUCUUAGCGAACGCUAACGGGCACGACUGCGCAUCAGUCGUAUAGGACGCGUCACUGCCGACUUGCAAAAAGUGUUAUUAUAUUUCUAUCGGCGUGUUUGCCGUUUACGUUAUCUUCUCCGUCACGUCGACACGCGCUUAAGCGAGAUGGGCCGUUGGUUUGCGUUGCUGCCGAUGUUACUUCUGUUGCGGUUCGUGGCCUUUGCUGACGAUCGGUGUCCGAUGAACGCUUCCCAACCGGCGCCCGAAAACGCUUACCAGGUGAACGAAGUACUGUGGGCCGGACAACCGGAAAAACCGUACCCGCCGGCCGCGUACCGUUCGGUGCAGGGUGUCGGUUACGUCCUUUGCACGUGCGAAACAGGAACGUGUAUCCGCAAGUGCUGCGAGCCGAACGCUGCGUACGUGAAUUCGAGAUGCACGCCACUGAACGCGUCGGACCAUGUCGCCGAGUUCAAGGUUCCAACAUUUGUAAAUGAGCACGGGACGGUUGAUGUUUAUGAGAUGGGCCUGUUUCAUAUAGUCUAUGGAAAACUAACAUGUAAUAAUGGAAAAUAUAAAAUGGAUCCGUCAAAAGAUAAAAGUGAUAAUUUCAAAAUAAAUUAUGAGGGAUUCUUACUGAGUGACAAAUCUGGAAAAAUUAUCGCUGCACCGGAUCGAUUUUGUUUGGAGCAAUUUUCUGAAUUAAAUUAUCAAAUUUUAGCAAUUGUUUGUUCACCUGAAAACAAGGACAUAACUACAGCCUUGUAAUGUAUUUAAGUGUAUGCAUUUAAAUACUGCCUUGGACUUAUUUGUAUAUGAAAAUCAAAUACUUUUAUACACAUACUUUUGAAAAUUCAAACGAAUUUUUUGUCAGUUGUCUCUUUUUUUUUUUUUUUGUAUAUUAUUAUAACAUUUUAUUUAUAUUUUUCAUUCGUAAAUGUUGAGAACCCCUAUCCCCUAUUGCUGAUAUUUGUUCAUUUGUGAAUGUGAUUAUUACCAAAUUAAAAUAUACUUUAAUAGUUUAAU
Rhopalosiphum padi (bird cherry-oat aphid) is the source of this 1123-nucleotide messenger RNA. RefSeq lists its product as uncharacterized. The record is from RefSeq and is a predicted model, not a curated record. The transcript has 2 exons. Gene Ontology annotation, molecular function: G protein-coupled receptor activity. Bases 263 to 865 code for a protein of 200 amino acids. Lineage: Eukaryota; Metazoa; Arthropoda; Insecta; Hemiptera; Aphididae.